AUGUUUUCAGCCUUUAGAAAGAAUGCCUUGAGCACCUACAACACUACUUCCAGCAUUAUCAGCAACGUCUUUCAACGUCAACCUGCUGCCAUCACACAAACUGUCCGUUUUGCAUCCAAUUUCUCACCAAAGCGUACCAAAUACCGUAAAGCACACAAGGGUAAGAUCCCAAUUCCCAUCGGUGGAUCUACCAAGGGAACCACAGUUGAAUUCGGUGAUUACGGUUUGCGAGUUAAGGAGGGAGCUCGUCUUACAGGUCGUCAAUUGACAGCUGUUCACAAUGCUCUCAAGCGUAAAAUCAAGCCUGUCAAGGGUUCACAAUUAUGGAUGCGUGUAUUCCCUGAUAUUCCUGUCUCCAGCAAAGGUAAUGAAGUUCGUAUGGGUAAGGGUAAGGGUACUUUUGAAUACUGGGCCUGUCGUGUUCCUUUGAACCGUAUCAUCUUUGAGAUCAGUGGUAUGAGAAAGGAAAUUGCCAAGGAAGCUUUCCGUUUAGCUUCUCAUAAGCUGCCCGUCAAGGUUGAAAUGGUUGAACGUGGUGCUAAACCUAUUGUUGGUGCUGGUUUCUCUCCCGCCAAGGCUACCAUUGUCAAAGAAGCAUCACCCUCAACACCACCAUCUACAACAGCACCAGCAACAGCAGCUUCUGGCCCUUCCGCCACUGCUUAA
This is a messenger RNA of Mucor velutinosus, 666 nucleotides long. Its product is annotated as Aa_trans domain-containing protein. The coding region runs from base 1 to 666 and encodes 221 amino acids. NCBI's taxonomy places the organism in Eukaryota, Fungi, Mucoromycota, Mucoromycetes, Mucorales, Mucoraceae. The record is from RefSeq and is a predicted model, not a curated record. Gene Ontology annotation, molecular function: structural constituent of ribosome; rRNA binding. Gene Ontology annotation, cellular component: mitochondrial large ribosomal subunit; ribosome. Gene Ontology annotation, biological process: mitochondrial translation. The transcript has a single exon.